Messenger RNA from Trametes versicolor FP-101664 SS1, 1412 nucleotides. RefSeq lists its product as uncharacterized. Gene Ontology annotation, cellular component: nucleus. The transcript has 5 exons. Gene Ontology annotation, molecular function: ATP-dependent H2AZ histone chaperone activity. Gene Ontology annotation, biological process: regulation of DNA-templated transcription; chromatin remodeling. Bases 60 to 1412 code for a protein of 450 amino acids. NCBI's taxonomy places the organism in Eukaryota, Fungi, Basidiomycota, Agaricomycetes, Polyporales, Polyporaceae. The record is from RefSeq and is a predicted model, not a curated record.
CUUCCCUGAUCCUCGCUCCUGCUUCUGCCCUGUGAACCGUACUCUGUAACUGUAAAACAAUGGAGGACUCGCUUGUCUCGCGUCGUCCGAAGCGGAGCACCGCGGGGAACCGCAUGGAGGCCGCGCUCGCCGAAUUCAAGGAGGAGGAACUAGGCAUGGACGUCGACGAGGACGCAGAUUUUGCGAUGGACAAGGACGAGGAAGAUAUCUUCGAAUCCGACUUUGAGUCUACGGAUGAGGAGGGUCAGCAGGAGGAUGUCGACGCGGUUGCGGAGAAGAUGAUUCGCCAGGAGGAGUCACACACGCGCAAGACCAACCGAACGCAUUUAGAACGCAUCACCGCGCUCGCGCACGCACGGCAAGCCGCCACCUUCCAUCCCGAACUCGUAGCGCCGCCCGAGAAAGAGAAGACAGAGAAGAAGAUCCGCAGGCGCGUCUCGCUCGGCGUCGCCGUGGAUGCAGAAACAGGAGAAGUUACUUCCCUCGGACAGGAUACUGUGGACGAGGUUGAGUCUGCGAGUGUAGCACUUGGCCGAAGGCACAGUACACGCACGCACACCGUCGCGAACACCUCCGCGACAGUUAGCAGGGUGAAGGACGAGGAGCGCAAGCAAUCGUCCGCGCCUAAGCGUGCCAAGUUCAAGAAUAAGGCACUCACGCAGGCAGAGCUCAUCGCACGCGCGCUCGACAUGGAAGAAGGGAAUACUGAAGAGCACAAGAACUACCUGACUAUCGAGGAAGAGAAACGUCGAAAGGCUCGGGUAGUUCGCGCAAGCGUGCAAGGCCCCCUGCUGCGGUGGACCAGCAGGACAGAAGAAAUUACUGUCCGGAUAGACCCUGCUCCCCCUGCGGUCAUGUAUACCCAGUAUCCGCCACCUUACGGCGGCGCACCAGGGUACUCGUAUGUUCCUCCGCAAUACAUGCCCCCGCACCAUGCAUCACCAUCUGGGCCACAGUCACCGUUCCAGCAAUGGCCCCCGCCUCCACCCCCAGCCCCAGCUAUGUACCAUACUGAGCCUCCACCUCAACCCUACGUUCCUCCUCCACCCCCACAGCCCGUCUUCCGCAAGGAGAAGGCCGCGAAACAGUACGUCGUACACGAGCUGGAGCAGGUCGAAAAGGCAACCCGGCCAACGUGGAGCAGUACAAUGACGGCUAUGUUUGGCGAUCACGCCGACUGGGAGAACAUGCGUGUUUACACAACCAAGGGUCGGCCAUUCGUUCGCCCGACGCAAAUAUGCCCCAUCACAGGCAGGGCGGCGCGUUACUUGGACCCGCGGACCAACGUCCCCUAUGCGGACUUGGAGGCUUAUCGGGUACUCAGCGGGGUGCUCCGCCACGAGCAUGUCUGGAGCUCCGCUCUGGGGUGCUACGUUUCGAAAGAAGGCAGCGUGUUCGCAGGUCCGAGUUGA